AUAUGUAUACACGCACACAGCUGUCGCGUAUACAUGUGUGAAUCAUAUAUAUAUGUUGCGUGUACGUGCGCAGUAAACGCGUCAGUCUGACUGUCUGACAUCGCGUCGCAAUUAGUUGGUAAACUGGUCGAGCUCGCGCGCGAGUAAGGUCGAGUGCGGGACGAAUUUAACGAAACUUCAAGUAUAACUUGAAAUUGGGAUCUCGACAGUGACCGUGAUACUACGUCACAGUGACAACAAUGUCCCUAAUUAUGGAUUGUUUUCGUCAGUAGCGGACGCUACGCAUAAAGGUCUCUCGCUCCUUUUCUCUAUAGGCGAAGCGACUACUCCCGCUGAGAAUUUUAUGUCUCUCGGAACACCGUGAAAUCGCGAAAUCGUUCUUUCACGUAGCUGUGUGCGUGUUUUGUGCGACCCUCGCCGGAGAGACGAUAAUUCGAAUCGUAGGGAGUCCGAGAAAGAGGCGAGCGUCUUUGUCUCUCCGUGAGUUUGAUCGCGUCGUUUGUUUCGAUCUCGCUCGCUCUCGUUUCGUCUUCGUAUAUCCGUCUCUCUCUAUCGCGUAGCGCGCAAAGCGUACGAAGGCAAGGACUAGCUCGCGAUCCUGUGGGAGCUCUUAUUUCGCGUUUAAAGAGUCCGUUCUAGAACUCUAUCACCUUCCCCCAAAUCCUUGAUUAGCUAUCUGUAAUGUGCAAGUACAGUAAACAAGGCGGGAAGAUCUCUACGUCGACGAUUAAUCUCGUACACUCGAAAAGGAAAGGAAUCUUCAUAUACAUAAAAGAGAUGCCCAACCACUUGAUAAGUCUUCGAAGUCGAAGAAGCUUUCUGACAUUUCGCUUAUACUGAACGGCUUGGCUGUAAGAAAAUCUGAGAAAACCGAUUAAGAUUCGCUUGGAUAGCGAGCAACGACAAGGGCUCUUCAGAUCACAGAAAUGUCAACAUUGUAAGACAGGUGACCUGAUCAAGGAGACUAAAUACAACAAUUUCCAGCUCGGGGCUCAGUUGUUUGCAUAAUCAGAGCUAUCGCGGUUAUUGUCAUCAUGAAAUUGCUGGAGAAUACAUGUUUCGAAGCUUUAAACAGUGCCUUGUCCAUCGAGACUGGAGAUAGCAAGAUAAUUGCAAGGAUCGAGAGUUACUCUUGCAAAAUGGCAGGCAAUGAUAAACAGAUGUACAAACGAUUCAACUCAGAAGAGGGAGUUACGCCGCACGAUUUGCAAGCUUUAUCACCGCCGCAGACGUUUUUAGGAACCUCUCCAGCUCAGGGAUACUUGAGUCAUAGUGUCUCUGGCGACGAAGAGGGAGCGACUGCGUUGUGCGAUACUAUCAAUAGAAAAACAUUGUUUUACUUGACUACUACGUUAAAUUCAACUUUUAAUCAGGACUACGAUUUCUCAGAUGCCAAGAGCGAAGAGUUUAGCAAAGAACCGAAUUUACAAUAUGUAAAGAACGCGGUACAAAGCCAUCUCAACGCCGCUGCGAAUGAUCAUUAUCGCGAUUUGCAUGAUGCUCUGUGGGCGGCCAUUGACGAAGAGAUAUCAUUGAAGGAAUGUGAUAUCUACAGUUAUAAUCCGGAUUUUGCAUCAGAUCCAUUUGGGGAAGAUGGAUGCCUGUGGUCCUUUAAUUACUUGUUCCACAAUAAAAAGUUAAAGCGUAUUGUAGUUUUCACCUGCAGAGCGAUAAACCCUCUCUACAUACCAGAUUCCGGAGUUGGUAGUGACUUCGCUAUGGAUGAAGAUGACGAGGAUUGUUAUUAUUAAAUCAAACGUGUGUAUAUAUUAUAUUAUAUUAUAUUUGCAUAUAUAGUUGCAGUCCCUACGAGUCCACGAUUUUUUUUAGGCAUAUAAUGCCAAAUAAGUACUCGUUUAUUCCCAACUCUACAUAACUUUGAAUUUUAGUAUUAUCCUACUAUACUAUUCAUAAUAAGUUGGUUAGAACGCUUUUUUUUUUAAAUGCCGCAAGAAUUUAGAAUUUCUGUCUACUUAUUACUAGUGUAAGUAAUAAGUCACUUUACUGCAAAAGUUUUUAGAAGAUAAACAUCUUACUUUCAUAGUUUAUUAAAAGAUAUUGACCUUUAAUACCUUUUAACGAAAUCUCUUGUGAGAAAGAAUAAUUUUUUUUUAUAUAUAAGAAGUAGAUGCACAUAUAUCCUACAUAUAUAUAAUCUCUUUAUGUGUGAAAAUUUUAUGAAUUUAUUAGCGUAAAUUAUAAGGAUUCUCUCUUCUGUCUCUUUAUAAUAUCAUUAUGUUAUCACUCUCUAUACAACUGUAUUCUGAACGUAUAUUUUGAGAGCAAAAUAUGUGUGCAUAAUAAAACCCGUUGUUAUAUAUAUAA
Molecule: messenger RNA, 2325 nt
Organism: Formica exsecta
Lineage: Eukaryota; Metazoa; Arthropoda; Insecta; Hymenoptera; Formicidae
Gene: Maf1
Product: repressor of RNA polymerase III transcription MAF1 homolog
Exons: 5
Coding region: 1035-1751 (238 amino acids)
Biological process (GO): negative regulation of transcription by RNA polymerase III
Cellular component (GO): nucleus
Molecular function (GO): RNA polymerase III core binding
Source: RefSeq, a predicted model, not a curated record